Lutzomyia longipalpis is the source of this 2171-nucleotide messenger RNA. RefSeq lists its product as uncharacterized. Lineage: Eukaryota; Metazoa; Arthropoda; Insecta; Diptera; Psychodidae. Gene Ontology annotation, molecular function: histone binding. Gene Ontology annotation, biological process: chromatin remodeling; regulation of transcription by RNA polymerase II. Bases 50 to 2059 code for a protein of 669 amino acids. The record is from RefSeq and is a predicted model, not a curated record. Gene Ontology annotation, cellular component: NuA4 histone acetyltransferase complex. The transcript has 4 exons.
AAACCUAACCUCAAAGUUUGUUUACACAUUUAACCGGUUUUGUGGGAGGAUGUCGCAGAAGAGAAAAUUGGAUGAAUAUCACGAUCCUGACUACCCAAAAAACACUGAUAAGAAGCAAAAAAGUCCCACGGAAGACAGAGAUGCGAGAAUAAGUGAAAUCAUCAAGAGGGAAUUCAAGACGGAGCUAGAGGAGCGUGAAAAGGAAGUCAUAGAGAUUGAGAAUCGCAUUGCGGAGGCAAAGAAGCAACUUCAGAAUCUCAAAUAUGCCGCUGUGGCGAGUUUCUACAAAAGGGGUGAAAUUUCCAAGGUGGUGCACGAAGAGAGGGAUGCCCUUGAGGAGGAAUCACUGCCCAAAGAUCAAAUAGCUCUUCAUCCGGCAAUUAAGAAGCUCGUGGGGAAGACACCAAGGAGCUACAGUGAGCUCAUUACGAAUGUUCCAACGAGGAGAGCAGCUCGAGAUGCUGUAUCACUCCUCCGGAAGGUACCACCAAAAGGGAAGAAAGAGGAAAAGGCAUCAAGUGAACGAGUGGAAGUUGCAGAAAAGGAUAAGGAAGAAGAGGUCCAGCCUGAAAUAACCAGCUUGAAUUCUUCUCGUGGACGAAAUCAGGAGAAGCACGUGAUUGUCGUGGGAAAUACUUCCAAGUAUAUUGGGGAGAGUAAGCUAAGUUCUUCUGUGUCACACAAAUGGCUAGUCUAUGUGGCCACAAAGAGUCACCAGCCACUGGAGAAGUUGGUGGAGCGCGUGAGAUUCUUCCUGCAUCCCACAUACCAGCCAAAUGAUUGUGUUGACAUCGAUGCACCUCCCUACAAGAUUUCUCGAUACGGCUGGGGAGAAUUUACAAUCCGUGUCCAGCUUCAUUUCCUUCCGGAAAUCAAACAGAAACCCAUUCAGAUCUAUCACAGAGUUAAGCUGGAUGAGAAGCAUACGGGUUUGGAGACUGUUGGAGCUGAAACUAUUGCUGAAUUGUGGCUCAAUAGAAUUGCAGAUCUUCCCAAGGAAUCAGUGUCUCCGGAAAAGAGGAAAACUCCCCAAAAGAUUCCUGAAAAUGCAAACUUCGUGAAUGUAAAAUCACCCCACGAAUUGUUUGGAAGAGAAGAAAUUAAUUUGAAAGGAAAAUCCAGAAGAGAAUUGCAAGAGUCCCUUCCUUCGCAUCUCUAUGAUCACUGUUACACCAGGAAUAGUCUUCAGUCUGGAAAAGCAAGAUUGGCGGAAUUAUUCAAUUCAAUUCCAUUUACAAAUGUUCGGGCAGCAGCUGAAUUUCUCCUUCGACGUCUUCCUCUUGUUUGUCCGGACUUUCAGCAGGAUUCUCCGUCAAUGUGGAGCUUUCCAUUUGUUUGUUUAUCAGAAAUAUUCUUCAAGAAUCUUCACAGUGCCAAGAGAUUUAGUAAUGAGUGGUUUCGAGCAAAGUUCAUCUGUCGUUUGCUUUGCAAUCAUCCUAAUCUGAGGAACAGCAAUGUGUGGACUACUAAGGAAAUUAUUCUAUUCUCUCGGAAACAUUGCUACGUGCCCAGAAGUAUUCGUGAAAAUGCCUCAAGUCCAGAUUUCAAAAAUUUCCUCAAAGAAGAGAUUAAAUGGGAGAAAUUUCCUUCAUCAACUUCCACGACAAGCUCAAAAAUACGCACUUGGCUCUCUUUCCAAAAUCUCCCAAGAAAGAAGGAUGAUAAAGGAGAGGAAUUUAUUGAUAUUGAGGACAUUCCUGAAAGUAAAAACUCUACAAGAAGACUGGAAAAUCCAUCAAUUUCCACAAAUAGUUUGACUUUCUUUAACUUGACCAAUGUUCUCGGAAGUCAAUCAUGUGAGGAUCCCGAUGAUGCUUUAACCGCUAUGCGGGUAAUUUUGAAAAUCUUCCUGGAGGAUCUCCUAAGACGAAGUGCAGCAAAUGUGAUAGAUGACUCCCCAAUACAGACACUUCACAUUAAAUCCUCAUUGUUGAGCCGGAAAGAAUUUGAUUUUCUCACAAAUCACAACUUGGGAAAAAAUCCCACACAGCACACAGUAGAGACUCAGGAGGAGCAACAUGCCCAGAUUUUAGGCACUGCCAACGUCUCAAAUCACUGAAAUCACAUCCAAUCCGUCGCGCGGUAUUUAUACCAUUUGAGGACACAUCGAGACGCCUGCGCAUCGUAAAUCCUGCAUCACGGAUAUUCGCGUGAAAGAAAAAAAAAGAAAA